AUGGAUCUUGGGGAUUCUAAUGGGGAAGACAUCAACCCCUUCGGUGGCGGCGGAGGGGAUGAAAAGAAGCCACGAGCUCUUCCAGAUGACUUACCCAAGUCGCUGAAUGACCGCCGCCGACCAGUCGAGCUUGUGCCGGAAACAGAGAUGUAUGAUGGCUGGCAAGGGCAAUCGCAGUUCUUGACGACACCAAUUGUGGCGAAACCUCUAUCAUUCAGCGAUCUCACCCUGAACGAUCCAAAUUACGAUGAAGAUCUUACGAAGGGCAUUCCCGAUAGCGAUACACGGCUCAUGGAGAUGCUUGCAGCUCAAGCCGCGCAUUCCGCCGGGCCGGGUUUCGAGGACGAGGAGGAGGUUGCCACAAAUGACAAACUAUCGGAUGACGAGAAGAAGGAAAAAUUACAGAAGGCACUGAAUAUGGCUGCUAGCAAUGGAAAUACCGACCAAAUAAAGAAGAUCCUGGCUGGCAACUCCCGCCAGUACGUCGACGUCAAUGCACCAGACGAGGAUGGAACACCUCCGUUGAUCUAUGCAAGCUGUUUCGGCCAUGAUGCAGUUGUCCAGGAGUUGAUUGGCGCUGGAGUCGACGUUGACAAGCAGGAUCGAAACCACUGGAGUGCUCUCAUGUGGGCAAUGACCAAUCGGCACAAAGCUAUUGCAAAGAUGCUCCUUGAUGCUGGGGCAUCCCCCGAAGCAAAAACAACCUCUGGACGAACGGCUUUCGACUUCGUGCCUCCCGACAGUGAGAUGUCCUUCUAUCUCCACGACAGUGGAUACAAUAUUGGUACAGCGGGCGUCACAGAUGAUUUCUACGAUCCAGGCUUCUCACAGGACCGGUUCGAGGAAGAUCUUAUGGAGAGUGAGCUUCGAAGACGAAUGAUGAUGGACAGCGCUCGUGACUUGGAGGUAGAUCUAGGCAACGUGGGCAUAGAUGAUCAACCUGAGCCAGUCGAUGAGUUUGAAGAGGAACAGGAAUUUGACUGGACGAGAUGUUUACACGACCAGAUGUUCGUCUUCCAGGAGGAAGACUUAGAUCGCAUUCUUGAUAUCAUCAUCACGAACAUGACACCCCAAAGAUCGCCGUCGCAAAAGCCCGUACCCGCGAACAUGAUAUUCCUCAGCGCAAGAUAUGCGCAUUAUCACGCCAGUGAAGACCUCUUGGCCAAACUACUCAUUACCGCCAUGGAUAAGAUCAACGAUGUUGUUGAGAUGCAUCAGUGGGACAUGACGAUAUUGGCCUUUUGGAUUUCGAAUGCAACUCUACUAUUGCAUUAUUUGAAGAAAGACACUGGGCUCGUCGAGGCAACUACUGAGUUUCAAGCACAACUAGCUGAGCUCAUCAACGAAAUCUUCAUACUGAUCGUUCGGGACGCUGAGAGGCGUCUGGAUAAGGUCCUUGAUGCCGCGAUGCUCGAUCACGAGACCAUUCCUGGAUUCGAAGAUAUUACGUUCCAGAACGAAUGGAAGAUUUUCAAACGGAAAAAGGAGGUCAAGGAGGAGCCUCUUGAACGACGGUACCGGCCGCCCUCACCCAAGCAGCGUGCUAAACCGUCUCCUCGAAACGUGACAUCCCUGUUAUCAUCUACCUUGUUUGUGCUGGAUCUAUACGAUAUCCAUUCCGUCAUCACCACACAAAUCAUCUCGCAGCUGAUUUACUGGAUCGGCGCAGAGCUCUUUAAUCGGAUCAUGUCUAACCGGAAAUAUCUUGCCCGGACGAAGGCAAUGCAAAUACGCAUGAAUGUAUCCGUUCUGGAGGAUUGGGCGAGGGCGAACAACCGGCAUCCUGAGCAUUACGAGGGCGGCGACAUGCAAUCCCAUGGAGAGACGACAGUAGACGCGACGAGGCGGCACCUAGCUCCUGUCAUUCAACUCCUUCAAUGGCUCCAGUGCUUCUCGUCUCUCGGCGCUGACGACCUCGAGGCUCUCGUCGGGACACUGCAGCAAUUGAAGGCACUCAGCGCGCAGCAGCUCAUCCACGCCGCAACACAUUAUCGUCCCGAGGUGGGCGAGAAGGGACUUACCAAGAGCGCGAUGAAAUACCUCAUCGCCAUACAGAAGGAGGCGCAGUUACGGAGGGAGCGGGAGAGGAACAGACGGAGUGUGACCGCUUCCCCGAGACCAAAGUCGGCUCCCGACAGCGCUCCUGUUACUCCCGUGAAGAAGUCAGCAAACGGAAAUGGCGCUGAGACACCCGGCCAAGACACGCCGGGCUCGACGCAAGAUGAAGAGGAAGGAGAUGAUGCUCCCGAGAACCUGCUGCUGGAUCCCGCGCUGAUGCUCCCCUUUACAUUGCCAUCGGUAACAGACAUGCUGGUGAGCUACGGCGCUGGGUUCGGCGGUGUGAAUCGCGAGCGGGAGCGCAAGUACAUCCCCACGAUCCCUCCCGAGUUCCUGGACAAGCUGGAAAGCACCAGCGGGAAGCGGCCCAUGUUCGUCGAGAAGGACUGGGAGAACGAGGAGGUCUGA
This is a messenger RNA of Phaeoacremonium minimum UCRPA7, 2466 nucleotides long. RefSeq names its product putative dil and ankyrin domain-containing protein. Gene Ontology annotation, molecular function: GTPase binding. Lineage: Eukaryota; Fungi; Ascomycota; Sordariomycetes; Togniniales; Togniniaceae. The record is from RefSeq and is a predicted model, not a curated record. The transcript is spliced from 4 exons. The coding region runs from base 1 to 2466 and encodes 821 amino acids.